This is a messenger RNA of Chrysochloris asiatica (Cape golden mole), 786 nucleotides long. It is a transcript of the gene CIMIP2B, whose product is annotated as family with sequence similarity 166, member B. The record is from RefSeq and is a predicted model, not a curated record. Lineage: Eukaryota; Metazoa; Chordata; Mammalia; Afrosoricida; Chrysochloridae.
AUGGCCAGCACCUUCAUACCAGGGCUGAACUCUCAGAAGCCUCAUUAUAUUCCAGGGUACACUGGACACUGCCCACGACUUCGGUUCAGCAUGGGUCAGACCUAUGGGCAGAUGACUGGUCAGCUACUUCGAGGUCCUCCUGGCCUAGCCUGGCCUCCAGUCCACCGUACACUUCUGCCUCCUAUUCGGCCUCCAAGGUCUCCUGAGGUUCUCAGGGAGAGCCUCCGUCUCAGGCCUGGGCAUAAAAGGCUCAGCUCCAGCAUGAUCCCCGGAUACACAGGUUUUGUACCUCGGGCACAGUUCAUCUUUGCCAAGAACUGCAGCCAGGUCUGGUCUGAGGCUCUGAAUGAUCUUACUCAUUGGCAUGGGGGGCAACAGAGUCAAGAACUGCCAAAGGAGGCCAAGCGGGGAAAAGACACGGAGAAAGACCAAGAGCAAAAUCCAGAGCUAGAGCUGGAGCAGGAGGCAGGACAAGCUUCUCCCUAUUCCAUGGAUGACAGAGACCCUCGGAAGUUCUUCAUGUCAGGCUUCACUGGUUAUGUGCCCCGGGCCCGCUUCCUCUUCGGCUCCAGCUUUCCUGUGCUCACCAACCAGGCACUUCAGGAAUUUGGACAGAAGUACUCAAGAGGCAGAGGUCAGAAGGAUGUCAAACAUCUCCCCCCACUUCCCAGGACCUAUCCCUAGAACCAUCUUUUACCUAACUCUGGGGGCUAUGUGCCAGCCAAGCCAGGUGGGCUUGGGGGAGGGCUCUCAGGUUCUGAAUCUGGGGGUUAUGAGGGUCCCUGA